This is a messenger RNA of Xenia sp. Carnegie-2017, 973 nucleotides long. Its product is annotated as UDP-GalNAc:beta-1,3-N-acetylgalactosaminyltransferase 2-like. Gene Ontology annotation, molecular function: hexosyltransferase activity. Bases 19 to 387 code for a protein of 122 amino acids. Gene Ontology annotation, cellular component: membrane. The transcript is spliced from 4 exons. The record is from RefSeq and is a predicted model, not a curated record. NCBI's taxonomy places the organism in Eukaryota, Metazoa, Cnidaria, Anthozoa, Malacalcyonacea, Xeniidae.
UGUAGUUAUUGCUUCUAAAUGCAAUUGCUUCUUCAUAUUUACAGCUUUCGUACUGAUUGGUUGAUCGAGAGACAGGGAAAAUGGGCCGAGCCUGAUUAUCCAGGAGUGGCUUAUCCGACAUUUGCCUGCGGUGCGGGCAGCAUUAUAUCUUCGGAUAUUGUUCACUGGCUGGCAAAAAACGAGAAAUCUCUAAAACGUUAUCAGGGGGAGGAUGUCUCUAUGGGUAUUUGGUUAUCAGCUAUUGCUCCUGAAAUUUAUAAGGAUGAGCGAUGGUCGUGUUUCGGGGAUUGUCAGAUGGAAAUGUUUACCUUGCCCGAGCAGGAUGCCGAUUCUCUUCUCUAUUUAUGGGAAAACUUUAUGUCCUGCGGUAAUCCUUGCAAAUGUUGAGGAGUUAAUCUUUAUGUGGAAACAUCUUCAUGGUAGUCAAGUUGUACCACAGUUCAUUGUCAAAUCUCAUCUUUCCUGAAACAGGAUCCAUAAAUAUUCUCUUCAGUAGAACACACGGCCAUAUUCCUCCAAGAAUCUUUUCAAUAUCACGAGGAUUCAACAGAAACGUUUGACAUGACCGUUAAAGUUUCUUCAUCGGAAACGCUACUACCGUUUGGUAGGGCGAUAAAACGAUCAGCGUUUUUAAUAUCUUCUAUUAAACUUCCACCUCUUUCCUCGCGUGUGAACACGCUACCGUUGCUUGUCAAGCUGUCGGCAACGUUCGACACCUUUUGACCAAUUUUAUCGGGAGAUUCCGACUCUCGACCCUGAGCGCUCUCCGUCUCGCUGUUGAAUCUGGAAUGACGAGUCUCGCUACUCGUGGAAAUGUAGCUGUUUUCUUGUGGACUUCCUUGUUGUCGUCUCUGCUCUCGUUGUUGUUUGUAUUCACAUGCUGCAAGUUUCGCAGUCAAAUCACGUAUUUCCUCCUGUGAAAAGUGUAAGGAUAAUGAUUUUAAUAUAGGAAUGUCAUUAAUUGAACAUCAAA